Molecule: messenger RNA, 1248 nt
Organism: Aspergillus wentii DTO 134E9
Lineage: Eukaryota; Fungi; Ascomycota; Eurotiomycetes; Eurotiales; Aspergillaceae
Product: lipoate synthase
Exons: 1
Coding region: 1-1248 (415 amino acids)
Biological process (GO): lipoate biosynthetic process
Cellular component (GO): mitochondrion
Molecular function (GO): 4 iron, 4 sulfur cluster binding; lipoate synthase activity
Source: RefSeq, a predicted model, not a curated record
AUGGCUGCGUCUACGAGUCGACUGCGAUUUCUCUAUUCCUCCUCAAAGACUGUCCCUCAGUCUGGAGUUUUUGCUCCUAUCGGCUCUCGUGGCUAUGCUACAGCAGACCCCUCGCCGUCCGCCACAAGUUCCCCGACGCCCGCGCGCAAACGGACAACCUUCAAGGAUAAGCUGAACGCAGGCCCUUCCUUUGCAGAUUUUGUCUCCGGAGGAGGCGACAAUGCUCCCCUCGAUCCGUCUGAGGCGUACGCCUUGAAGACUGCCCUUGUUGGUCCGGCCGGCCGCAAGAAGGAGAUGACCCGUUUGCCGUCAUGGUUGAAGACUCCGAUUCCCGAUUCCAAGAACUACCAGCGUUUAAAGAAGGACCUGCGAGGUCUCAACCUGCAUACUGUCUGUGAAGAGGCUCGCUGUCCCAACAUAUCCGACUGCUGGGGUGGUGGUGAUAAGUCGGCUGCUACAGCCACAAUCAUGUUGAUGGGUGACACUUGCACCCGUGGUUGUCGCUUCUGCAGUGUGAAGACAUCCCGAGCACCGCCGCCUCUCGACCCGCACGAACCGGAAAAUACCGCUGAAGCUAUUUCGAGAUGGGGCCUGGGAUAUGUUGUUUUGACAAGUGUUGACCGAGACGACCUCGUGGAUGGUGGUGCUCGACACUUUGCCGAGACUGUGAUGAAGAUUAAAUCGAAGGCACCCAACAUCUUGGUCGAAUGUCUGACGGGUGACUACGCGGGAGACUUGGAAAUGGUUUCUCUCGUUGCUCGAUCGGGAUUGGAUGUAUAUGCACACAAUGUUGAAACCGUCGAAGCCCUGACUCCUCAUGUUCGUGACCGUCGCGCCAAGUUCCAACAGUCCAUCCGCGUCCUCGGUGCUGCCAAGAAGGCCAGACCAGACCUCAUUACCAAGACUUCCCUCAUGCUUGGUCUUGGAGAGACAGAUGAGCAAUUGUGGGAUACCCUCCGCCAGCUCCGCGCCGUCAACGUGGACGUCGUUACAUUUGGUCAGUACAUGCGUCCCACGAAGCGCCAUAUGGCCGUCCACGAGUAUGUUACACCAGAUCGAUUCGAACUCUGGCGCCAGCGCGCUCUCGACAUGGGCUUCCUCUACUGCGCAUCAGGCCCACUUGUCCGCAGCAGCUACAAGGCCGGUGAAGCCUUCAUCGAGAAUGUAUUGAAGAAGAGACGGACCGGAGCGGGAAGACCGGAGUCGGUCACGGAUAGGACAGUUGCGGUGGAUGAGGCAACGCGCUGA